This is a messenger RNA of Vombatus ursinus (common wombat), 10138 nucleotides long. It is a transcript of the gene CPLANE1, whose product is annotated as ciliogenesis and planar polarity effector 1. Gene Ontology annotation, molecular function: protein binding. The record is from RefSeq and is a predicted model, not a curated record. The coding region runs from base 141 to 9692 and encodes 3183 amino acids. The transcript has 52 exons. Gene Ontology annotation, biological process: cilium assembly. Gene Ontology annotation, cellular component: ciliary transition zone. Lineage: Eukaryota; Metazoa; Chordata; Mammalia; Diprotodontia; Vombatidae.
CGCUCCAGCCGGAGAGGCCCUGCCCCGGCGCCCGUUCGGGGGCUCCUGGGCCUCCAUUUGGGCCUGCGCCGCUCCGUCACCCCGCCCGGGCAUCCUGUAACCUUUUCCUAAUUAUUUUACUCAUUGAUAUUCUUGACAAUAUGGAGGUUAAAUUAGAAGUUUUAUUAUCAACAAGUAUCAAACAGAAAAAACCUUGGCCUCGAAUUUCCUGGUUGGGACAGGAGAAGGAAGCUAUUUUCCUUUUGGAUGAUAAGUAUAUAAAUGAAAUUAAUUUGCCAUCUGGAAAGACAAAGAAGAAAAUCCCUCGUCUACAGCUUUUGCAGAAAAAUGUUGUCAUCUUAACAACUUCCAGUAAUGAUGCUUGGUUGGCUGGGUUACUUAACACUGGUGAAAUUUUCCUUUGGAACAAAGAUCAAGACUGCUUGAAAACCGUAUCUGCAACUGAAGAGUCUGAGACACUGAUAACAGCAGGCUUAGAAUGUUCUCUGAGACUGUAUAUAUAUGUAUCAGGAGAUGGAAAAAGAGUUCUACUAAUCAUACCUUCUGGAUGCAUCUUGUUGUGGGAGUGUUUGGAGUCUGAGAAUAUUAUAUAUUCCAAAAACUCUUCACUGUUGGGUCAGUGGUCACAAAUCAAACCUGAAAAAUCAAUUGUUUUGCCUUCUGCUGAAGAUAAAGAAGCUGUAGUAGAUGCUGUUUUUAUAAAAAAUGAGUUGCUUGGUGAUUGCUGCUUGUGUUCAUUUACCUUUUAUUCUGGGGAAUAUUUGAUGUUAACAUUUUUGGCACUGCAGUGGCAUGAAAAUGUAUCUCGAUCUAUUACUUCAUUGUCAUACCAGGUCCAUUGGGCACAUCAAGAAUGUUUUCUAUGUACAUUGGUUCCUAAAUGUGAAUCAGUGAAAUCAAGAGGAGCCCUGAUUAUAGCAUUUUCAAGGGAUGGCCUUACCCUGGCAGUAACUAUUAAUCAAAAAGAUCCAGAGGCCACACAAAUUCUAUUUAUAAACGUAUUGAAUUUUGUUACUCUCUGUGGUAGUCUUAAAGGUUGUAGCAAUAAGAAUCCUGUGGUUCCAUCCAGACUCAUUAGGUCCUACUGGGUGGGUGAUAUCAGCUGGACUCAUGAUAGCCUUUUUCUGGCCUGUGUAUUAAAACGUGGCUCCUUGGUUCUGUUGACCUGUUUGGGUGAAUUACUAACUUUGGUCACAUUUGGUUGCUCUGUAGAAUUUGGACCAGCAGAAUUUAUUCCUCUUCAUCCACUAAUAACAUAUAGACCACAGCAAUUUGUACCUCAGGAUUCAAGUUAUUCCCUUGAUUCAUCAGCCUCUGAUAAUGACCCGAUGAGACAAAGAUUUUCUGUAAAAACACACUCAAGAUUACCCUACCUAAUUGUCUCUGAUGGAUAUAUGGUUACAGUACUUCGAUUUUUUGAUAAUCUAACCCCAUCAGUACUUAUGAAAUCGUUUCUACUUGAAUCAACUCAAAGGCUUGAGAAAAUACAUCAAGGGCUGAUAUCUCAGUCUAAAGGAAAAAAUCUGAGAUUGCGAUCACUGGAUUCACUCCGGGCUAGUCUGUUAAAGCAUCAAGGAAACCAAAGUUCAGUUGUCUCUGCCAUCCCCAGAUUCUUGCAGGCAGAGGAAGAAAUAGGAGAAUUGAUUGAGAAAAUGGCAGAUUUGCAGGAUCAUGAAGUAGAAGAAAGUAAUAAUAGUAAACAAUUUCCCAACAAUUUUUUCCCUUUUUGGAAUCAGAAAAGUGAUUCUUUGUUUGAUGAAGUUGAAGAAGGAAGACUAGAAUUCGCAUCCAUGUUUGAUACUAUUCAUGCAAAGGAUGAUACAAAGGAAAAAGAUGAUAUCAUAACAGAACUACAUUCUAUCCAGAAAAAUCUCCUUGCAGCCUGGAAUAUUGGAAUUUCAAAAAAUGUGGAACACAAAAAAUUAAUGUUAAAUUACACAGUAAUCUGUAUUAUUCAUUUUCUCUACAUUCUUCAGUUUGUAAAAUGUCCUUCUCUUAAACAGAAUCUUUUUUUAAAUAAGACCAUAAGGCAUAAUGCAUGGCUGCACUGUGUCUUUCAACUUUUUCAUCAGUGUUUAUCUGUUCAGUACUGGGAUCUGAGAUACAGACAGGAUGUGGGACAUUUGGUAAAACUGACAUCUCAAACUCUAAAGUUGAUGUUCAUUCAGCAGCAACAAGAUCAAUUAUUCUCAGAUACCCUUUUAGGUUGUUUCAACUUACUUAAGAUGGUCUCUGACAGUCUAAAUGGCAUAUAUAUUCUUCAGCAUCAGGUGAUUUCAACAUCAGCUGAUGGAAAUAGGACAGUGAAUCAUGAAUCAUUGGUGGUACCUAUUUUUCAAAAACUUUCGUACAACUGUACUCAGAAAUCAUGGUCAUGGAAUUCUUUUUUAAAGAUACCUCCUCAGGCCAUAAAUCUUGUUCAAAAGCCAGGCCAUAGGUUAUCCAUCCUUUGGCAGUUAUUGUACAAACAAACUUUGUGGUAUCAAGCUCAUCUAAGUAGGAUGGACCCUAAGGAUGAUAGACAAUUAACCAAAAGGAUAGCACACGAAGAACCCAUUGUCAGAUCCUUGUUAUGCCAUAUACAAGCUAUUCUACAGACAGCAGGAUAUUGCUUGAACCAAGCUUUGGAGCUUAAGUCUGUAAUUGGUGAGGAAUACUUUCUUUUGGGAUCAUAUGAAGAAUCUGUUCAACUGUGGAAGAAAGCACUACAAGAAACCAAAGCAAUAGGAGGAAAGAGGACAUGCUUUCUUCAGACACGCUAUUAUCUUGCUCAAUUGUAUUGUCACCUCUAUUGUUAUAAUUUAAAUGACGCUCAAGGAAUGUGUGAUCAGUUGGUAAGAGAAAUUCUGAGACAAUCUCAAAUAUCUAUCAAAGAAGAGGAAUAUUUUCCAGAGAGUUUUUAUUGUGAUUUUGGAACAAUUGGAAAUGUUCAUCGUGAGGCUGCAGUUGUGGUUGUUCAGUGCAUGGCUCGAUUCAUGGCUGCCUAUUUCGCCAACCAGCAGCUUUAUGUGCUCCCACCUCACAGUGUGGGUGUUCUUCCUCCACUUCACAUAGAAUCAGAACAGUCUGUUCGAAUCAUUCCUCUACAACACUCUAAGGUGGCAAGUGUUAUUAGAGAUCAAAAUCUCUCUUCUCUAUGGACAGUUGAAUAUGCUCUCGAAUUGCUGUUUAUCUCUGGUCUGGUCCCAGAGGCUGUGUGGCUUGCUCACAGACUUGGUGACUGGAAGAUGGCUGUUUCAGUUGGUUUAGCCUUCAAAUUAUGCUAUAAAAAUGACAGCAAUUUAUCAAGGUGUAAGAAAAAGGACUUAACUCUACCAUUAAACAUGACUCCAACACGAAUUUUUCAGGAAAAACUACAGUGUUUUUUAGGUCAGCCAGCGUCUUUGGAAGUGACUAAUGAGUUGGGUCCUAAAUACAAACAGUUUACAGAUCCCAUUGAAGAAGAAGAUGUAGACCUACUUUUUAAUUCCAUACAGGAAGUAUUAAAAGCAGCAGUUAUGGCUGAUGCUGAUAUUCUUUCAGAGACAUUUCAGCUUUUGAUAGACUCAGCCAAAGACUUCAGUAGGAGGUUAUGGGGCUUAGUACCUAUGGGCUUGUAUCUUCCCUCUCCUCCAUUGUAUUGUCCUCAGCCAGCUGUUCUUAGUGAGGACCAUGGUGAUGAUCUCCUGUUAAAAGCUGAGAAGGAUUAUCGCCAGAAGGUGUCUGGCAUCCUUCAGCGAAUCCUUCUGCUCUUCCGGGCAGCUUGUUGCUCCUUUCCUGCAGCUCAGUGGUACAUCUUAAAAUUGAGAUGGGCGAGAAAAGUGAUGCAAAAGAUUCGAAUUAAAGGCUCCCUUCCUUUAUUGAGUCCUUUUCCAGAGUCUUUGCUUCAUUAUUGUAAAGUUGGUAUGGCAUUCUAUCGACCCAGAGCCCUUGAAGACCAAAAGCUUGAUGAAGUUUCUUGUAAAACGAUAGGUUGCUUUAGAGAACUCUGUGCUCUGUGUUGGAUGCUUCAUGUCCGGGAAAAAUUGUCAUACAGUUGUAGACGAUAUCAAAUAGCAAGAGAAAAUGUGGAAAAGAAAAAGGAUAUGGAGUUGGAGUUUGAUUCUUGUAUGGUAGAACACUGUCUCAGUGCACUGGAAUGGGCAUGUAGAAUGUUACCUUUCUCUAGGUUUAUGAAUAUUGAAGAACUUGUACAGGAUAUAAUUUUGAGUCUUAUUGGAGAACUACCACCCACCAGAAAGGUAGCAGAAAUUUUGGUGAAAGCCUUUCCCAAUUCUGAAGAUAUAAGAGUACCUUUAAGAGAUAAAUAUAAUUCUCUUCAGCAGAGACUCAGACAUUGUACUGUGAAAGGGCCACAAACUGAGGAAAUGAUGUCUGUUAUUAUGCAUUCUAUUUACAAAGUGAGAGUGAAAGCUCUGAAACGAGUGAGGAGGAAUAUAGGCCCUUUUGAAGUGAAUAUCUGGGAACCACCUGAAGAAGAGACCACAGAUAAUAAGAUUCAUGCUUAUGACCAGUUUUCACCUGGGGCCAGUUUGAGCAGGAGCACUCUUACUGAAGUAGGGAAUUCUCUGGCUCAUAGUGAUACAGAGACAGCAGAUACUUUCUCAGAAGCUUUGUCAUCCGAAAAAAAAAGAGAGAAUGCCCAGAAUCAUGCGGAAUUCACAUUGAUUAGUAAGCAUGACAAUAAGAAGAAAAAGUUCAACUCAGAAGAAUGUCCUGAAAGGAAAGGUGAUCGUGAAAAUUUACCUAGAGAAAAUACAGUUCCUGUAGUAGGUGUUUGGGAAUUUGAACGUGACGAUGAUGAAUAUAUUAAAUUCCUUGAUCUGUUCCUGAGUUAUGUACUUGAAAAAGACCUGAUUGGUUCUAAUAAUCCUGGUAUUCCUUUUCUAAGUAGCUUUUCAGCCCAUCUUAAGAAACAUGAGCUUAAUUCUUUGCUUUUUGAUGUUCACACUACAUUAAAGCGUCGUCAGGGCAAACCCACAAGCCAGAAUGUAUUCAGAGCUGGCUCCUGCUAUGUUAUUAUUCCUGAGUCUUGUGAAUCUGAAAAAUCGUCUACUUUGAAUAGUGAAAACUUCAAAAAUUUGGGAAAUCAAACAUCUUCACCUUCAGUAUUAGUUGUUCAAGGGCCAAGAUCUUUUAUACAAAACUCUUCGAAUGAAGUAAUUAAAAGCACAGGAAAGAAAGGCUUGUUUGGUUUAAAAGAAAAAUCGAUGUACAGAAUCAAAGAUGACAAUAGAGAGAUACCCAUGUCCCACAGAUUACCAAAACAAGUUUUUCUUCCACAAAACUUUAAGACUACAAAAUUCACUUACAAAGCAGUUCAAUGGAGUGACAUUAUUCCUCAUGAAGAACUUUCUCCAGAACUAAAGAACAAAUUUGGCAGUAUAGCAAAACUAUUAGAAUGGAUGAUAAGAUGGUCUGAUAGAAGAUUGCUUUGUGACUCCACUAAACCUGAAUCAUCCUGCCAGUACAGUCCUGUCAUACGGGUAAGGACCUCAGCAGCUGCCAUUCUCACGUCCCUAUGGCUUUUAGAACAGUCACACUUUGUACAGCAAACAAGUCAUGUGAUCUGUAAGAUUCCAGAGAAUCAUUAUUCUCUGCCUUCUGUGCUCUUACCUGAAGCUAAACACAAUAUUGAGAAAGAAAGCAUUGUACAUACUAGCUGUCCAGCAUCAAUGUCAACUCCAAAUGAAAUUCAGGAAGUUCAUAAUAGUGAUGGACCUUAUACCAACUUUUUGGAUAGAAUAACAACUCAAUCAAAAGAACCUAAAAUAAAAGAACUCAUUGAGGAGAGCAUUUCUAUUACUCAUGUUACUGAUAAAGAAUUUACAGAUUUUGAUGAAGAUAUCCUAGAAGAAAUGGAAACAUUCACACAAGAGGAAAUGAAGGUGCCAGACUGUGGAGAGAACUCUGAAGAAUCAUUUGGAAGUCUAAAAAACACUGAAAUUUCUAUCAGCCUUAUGUCAUUAGAAGGGCAAUCAGAAGAACAGCAUUCCAGAAAAAAGGUUGAGUGUCCAUUGAAAGAAUCAGUGGAAGAACUGGUGAAAACGUCAUUUGAGCAGAAAGAUAUGGUUGAGACUGUUGCUGACAUUAAACUCACCAUUCCUCACUCGGUCUGUUUAGAUACAAGUACAGAUACUUUUAGCAUACAAGUUUCUGCACCAAAAGACCGAUCUUCCUCAGUUCCACCUCUGGUAUCAGAUACAACCACUGUUUCCUCAAAUACUCCUAUUUCAAAACGUCACAGGAGCCAUAAAGAUGUGUCCCCAGCUCAACUACCAAAUUCUUCAGAACCUGUUACACAGAUGCUCCAUGAUGAAUUGUUUAGAUUGGUUCAGUUGCAGCAGAUCAACUUCAUGAGCCUAAUGCAGAUAGUAGGGUCAUCGUUUGCCACCCUUCCCAAUGUACAGCCCACACUGCAGUCUCACAAUGUGCAUUUGGAGAGAAGCCAAAUUUCACUCCCCACAAGAGGCAGUGGUGAUGUUGAGCCCACAGGUAUACAUCUUAAGAAAGAUUUCCUACUUGGAUCCAUUGGAGAAAAUUCCAGACAGUUUGAAAAGAGCCAACCUCAUCAUGAAGGAAUUGUCCAGUGUGAUCAGAACAAAGUUGGAAAUAAUCAGAAUAUUCCAUCCUUUUGUGUUCCUUCAGGUCACUUAGAUGGUCAAUCUAAUAAUGGAAGAGUAACUCCAAAAUGUCAAGGGUUGUCCACCACUCCAAGUUCUCAAACUUGUGCUGCAAACAAUCACUUCCAUUUGUUGUCCACCACACCCACCAUUCACAAGAGCCCUGUACUUAUUCCGGCUGUAAAAACCUUAAAUCCUGCCAGUGGUUUUCCUUUGCUUAAGAUUCAAAUGAAGCAUGAAUUCAAACCCCUCUCUCUCCAUCCAGUAAGAACUCCACAAGUUACAGUCAGACCCCCUCCAGAACCAAAAGAGGCCUGGAAUUCAUCCAGUUCUGAAAAAAAACUUCAUUCAACAGCACAGAGCAUCACUCCAACAUCCCAUUUGAAUUUGAGCCAGUAUGAUGUGGAAACUGUGCAGAAAGCCCUUGAGCAGAAGAGAUGGGCAGAAAUAAGAACUAUAGAAACCCCUAAGCAUCUCAACUUAGAUCAGUAUGUUGAACAAGAAACCUUGACACCUCAACAGGACUCUUCAGCAAAAAAACAAGAAAAAAUAUUUUAUAUGAAACCAGAGCCCUCUGAGAUACCUAAUCAGAAUUUUCUUGGUAUUCCUUUAUUACACCUGCAACUUAAUCCUACUACUAGGUUUUCACCAGCCUUGACAGCAUCAGUUUCUACACCCUCAAUCCCUAGUAGACCUAAAGAAAAAGAAAGAGACUCAAAAGAAAUCUUGUACCCAAGCAUAAAAUUGCUUCAUACUUACUUACCCCCAGAACACAAGUGCCAAAAACCAAAGUUCAUUCCACUUGAAAAUCUCAUUGCAUUUAAACAAAGCCAGCAGAAACAAUCACUUAAUUUAUUUGAACAUGUGAAACCUGGGAAUAUCCACCUUUUAAAGGCCAAAAUAGAUCCAAAAAAGGAAAAUAAAAAAAGAGAAAGAAGACGGGUUAAGAAAGCCCUUCAAGAAAAGAGUUCAGAGAAACAAGAGAAAAAAUGUGUGACAUUCCGAUCAGAGGAUUCCAUUAUUAAUCCAGAUGAUUUAGAAGUAGUUGUGAAACAAGAGGAUCAGCAAGAACAACCUAUUCCUCAGCCUACUGAUUGUUUUGUAAUUCCUUUGGAAUCGCUAGAAGAGGACAUCACUACUUCAGCUGGAUUACAUUACAUGGCUUCUGUAAAAAAGAAGGUGGUAGAAAAUCAGGAUGCAAGUACAAACACAGAACCAGUACAAGAAUAUUCGAGUGUUCCUCAAAUGUUGGCUCCAGAUGUUUAUUUAAAUCUCAGAUUUCCCUCUGAAACAUCAGAAAUACCUUUGACAUCUGAUCCUACAUCUAAUGUGGUUGGACACAAUUAUAUAAAUGUCAUUGACAUUGAAGCUACUGAUCUUCUUGAGGAAUUGCCUGUUAGAGAAGAGACUACAGAUGAUAUUGUUAAUAAGCAAGAAGGUGAUAACAUGGAAAUUCCAACUUGUGCAGAUCUGCAUUACAUGGCAGCUUCUGUUACUAACGUAAUUCCUCCUGACCAGUUUAUGAAUAAAGAUCUGCCAAAAGUACAACCUCAAGUCCAAAAAUCUACUGUAAAAUCAAGUGGUGUCGAAGAUUAUUUAACCUGGAAACAGUGCCAGGACUUCAGUGCUUUACCUUACACGGUACCAUCAGAAAAAAACAUUAACAUAGAGAACCUUACCACUAAACUCCUGGAAAUAGAUGAAAAACUACUGGUACUCCAGAACAUUGCAACUAAUGUAGAGCAAGAUUUUAGCAACACUAAGUUGGUGGUGAAGACAGAAGACCCCUUGGAAUUGUCAUAUUCCCCAGAAGUGGAUAAAGAGACGACAUUUUCACAAACUUUUAGAAGUCCUGAAGAGGCGUACUUGUUUAGCCAUCAGAUUGAAGAAGAAGGGGAAACUCCAUUACUUGAAUUUCCUGAAACGAAGCAUACCGUAUGGAACUCUUGUUCCUUUUCUUCUGUCGUUUCAUCUUUUAGCGUUUCCAGUGACCAGGUUACUUCUACUGGCACAGCUAGUAGUGAAGAUUCUGUUGGAAGUAUUUCAGCAGAUUUUCAGAUAACUGGACUAACUGAUGUUGCUGACAUAAUUGGUGAUCUUAUCACUGAGAGUGGAGUAUCUAGUGAAGAACUUGGUUUGACAGAACAGCAAGCUAGGAAAAUUUCCAGGAUCCAUGGCACCCCAAAGAAGAGAAAAUCACAAAGAACAGAGAAGGAGAAAAGAGAGAUAAGAGCCUGGAUGAAAAAAAAAAGGAAGGAAAGGAUGGCAGAGUACCUGGCACAGCUGGCCGAGAAGAGAGAGCAAGAAUAUGAGCCUUUUCAGUCCCAAAUGCGUCCGUUGUGUAUGACUUCAAAGGAAAUUAGGCUGUAUCAGCGGAUGAAGAAGGAAAAAGACAGAUUACAACUCUCCGAACACUAUCAUCGCCGAGUUACACAAGCAUAUAACCUGAUGAAUGAGUUGUUAUUUGAGUCAGCACAGGUGCCAGGAAAAUCCUUGACAAAGUCGCCAGGAAGCCCAGCUAAAUCUCCUCGCGUUUCUAGGAGACGGCAUCGUCUUCCUCCGAGCGGAAAGGACCGUAAUAUUAGUACCUUGUCACCAACUCGAAAUGCCAAAGUUAGAUUUGCUUCCAAACCUACUUAUAUUCAUGGAAGAUCCCCUGUGAGCCAACAUCAACAUUCAUCUCAACGAAAUAGAAUGGCUGCUAUUCCAAUAACGAAAACAACAGAAAUUACCACAAGGCCUGCCCGAAAUGCAUCAUGCUCUCCAGACCUCUCCAGUCAAGACUUUGGUUAUCCACCUCAACGAGCCACAUACAUAAAAAAUUCUGAAACUAGUACAUUCACAAGUAAUGUGGAAGAGUAUGGGAGGGAGCACGAUAAAGUGAGUUCCUGGACUGUGCCUGAAGGGGUUGACAAGAUUCUUUGCAGAAGUUCAAAUUCCUCCCUUGAGGACUUUUCACCAGUUGAAGAUGAAGGGUUUCCCGUAAGCUUCAGUGGCCUGGAGAGUGGGUCUGAGAGCACUGGCAGCAUCCUCAGCAAGAUUGACUGGCAUGCGAUCGAUGACCUGGUGGCCAUGGUAGAAAACACAUGAAGCAAGUUGUGCCUUUGGGGCCGUGUAUGCCCAGGCUGCUGGGCACAACACUAGCAUGACUGACUGCAAGAAAUGACGUCUCAGAGAAAGAACCCGAACAAGAACCUGAACCAGAUUGGGGGGAUUGUGGCGAACAUAUUAACUAGCAUCAGGGAAAAUUCAGUAACGUGAUUCAAGCUAGGAAGGAGAGGACGUUGUGCCAGCUAUAGUGCCAGUUUCUGCAUUGUACAAGGACAACCACACAUCAUUAGUAAAUUAAUCAUAUCACAUGAAUAAACAUUUUCCUUAAAUCAUAUGUUUUUAUUGUUUUUCACCUUUAGGAAAACAGGAGAAAUGUUUUCAUGCUGUUCAGUUAAGAGUUCAGAUGGUUUUAGUCCUCUUGUAAGUUAAAUGUAUACAGAACAUUGUUUUAAAUGGUUUUAUCAAUAAAGUUUUUACCCCCCUGG